This is a messenger RNA of Colletotrichum higginsianum IMI 349063, 2262 nucleotides long. RefSeq names its product Nitrate assimilation regulatory protein. The record is from RefSeq and is a predicted model, not a curated record. Gene Ontology annotation, biological process: regulation of DNA-templated transcription; DNA-templated transcription. Gene Ontology annotation, molecular function: DNA binding; DNA-binding transcription factor activity, RNA polymerase II-specific; zinc ion binding. NCBI's taxonomy places the organism in Eukaryota, Fungi, Ascomycota, Sordariomycetes, Glomerellales, Glomerellaceae. Gene Ontology annotation, cellular component: nucleus. Bases 1 to 2262 code for a protein of 753 amino acids. The transcript is spliced from 4 exons.
AUGGAGACAACUGGCGCUCCGUCCCGAUCAUUGGGUCGGCCCCGGAAAGGACUGCAGAUAUGUUUCCAGUGCCGUAACCGAAAGGUCCGGUGUGACAGUACAGCUGGAGGUUGCGAGAACUGCCGUCGUCUCAAGUUCCAGUGCUCCUUCGCAGUCCCGGACCAAGUUCUUGAUAAUGGAACGCCUCGUACGCCAAGCAGCGACUCGAGCCAUCUGAGGUUGGAGAAGCGCCGUGUACGCACUGCUUGCAUCCAAUGUAGGGACAAGAAAACCAAGUGUUGCGGGACGCAGCCUUCAUGUCGCCGGUGCUCUCAUCGGGGAGUUGACUGUCAAUAUCCCGACCCGUCCAAAUCGUCGUCGUCAUCGUCGUCGAAGGCUUCAACCUCGAAUUACCAUGUUCGGUCGCCAGACCGAUUGAGAGACAACUCGGAAAGAAACGAAGACUAUCAGAAUCGGACCAUCAACCGCGAUAUCUCAACUACAGCCUCACCGGCCUCAUCACUCGGCUUUGAGCUGAACGCGAACAAGACAAUAGUCAAGCAGCACAUUGACACGUUCUUCGAUUUCGUAUAUCCGAUACCCUGUUAUGCCUUUGUUCACAAGGCAACAUUCUGCCAAAGCUGGGCGCAAGGCACCCACAACCCUCGCCUUCUGAAGGCAAUGUGCGGCCUUACUGCACGCUACAUCGCCUCGGGUGACACGGCACGCCUACGACAGGCAACACGGUGGAUCCAAGAGUCGGAGAUGCAGCUUCUCAUGCGGUUGAGCGAGCCCUCCAUGUCCGAUAUCGAGGCUCUGAUGCUUACCACGUUGGAUCACAUCAUUGCACGCCGCUUCAGCAAGAUGCUAGUGUCAGCAUGCCUCGCGGCGAGGUUGGCUUUCAUGAUGCGGCUCAACUACGAGGAUAGCCGUCUGAGUUUCCUCACACAGGAACGGCGCAGACGUCUCAUGUGGGCAAUCUUCACGAUGGAAACGCUUUACUCGAGCGGGAGAGCGGAGUUCACUGGCUGCUCCAAGGACACGAUACAUCUACAGCUCCCCUGCAAUGAGCACUCGUUCACACUAGACAUCCCCGUCACGACAGAGCCGUUAAAGCCUUCGAGGACACAAAACGGCACAGAGUUGGGCCUCAUGGCUUACAACGUCCGCGUUCUCGACAUACGCGACCGAAUCCAGAGGUUGUCUCAUACUAUAACUCACCGACAGAAGCCUCUGGUAGAAUGUAUUACACUACUUAAGGGGCUCGUCGGCGAAUUAGAUGCCCUCCGUCGGUCUCUGCCUCCGCAGUUUACUUUUGACAAAAAGAACCUCUUCCUUCGAGCGUAUACCCCUCAGCGAACCCCAUACGUCAUGUUCCAUACCUGGUGGCAUCAAUGUCAGUGUGACAUGUAUCGAUUCACGAUACCCGGUCUCCGGGAGGGGCUCCCUCUCGAAGAGCUGCGAUGUCUACCUGCAGAUUUCGUCGCCUACUGUCGAAACCAGUGCCUCGAGCACGCCCUGGCCGUCGCGAACAUCAUGGCCACGGUAACCGAGAUGGGCAGAGACAUCUUCAUCACAGAUCCGGCCCUCGUGAUGUGCACUUUCCACUCCGCCCGUGUCAUCUCACGGCUUGGCUCGGCGCAGUUCGCCAACCUACCUAGGGACGUCCUGAUAGCCAAGCUCAAGUCGUGCUCGGAUAUUCUCGAGACCCCCGCCGAGCUCUACCCGACCACGAAGCUCCUGCAGGGCGGAAUCUUCGACCUGAUUCAUGACGCGGAGCGUGGUUCCGGGGACUCGAGCCCCCUGAGAUCGAGUUGGGAUACGGAACAGCCGGGGUCUGAUUCGGAUGCGUCUGGAUCACAGCGAUCCGGUGUCCGGGGCAGCAGGCACGGUUCGGUGCCAGAGGUGUACUCCAAAUACAGCGUAACAGAUGAGAUCCGAAAGCUAAAGUUCCAUCAAGAUGGUGAAGAAACAGCUCGGGAAUACCAGACUAGUUGUCAGGACACUGGAAGCAGUGGUAACGCUGGUGUAUCUCAACAGUUCACAAUGGCCGGUGUGCAGGAAGAGAAUGAGCCGCAGGCGUAUGCGCCGAUGCCACAGGACAUUACAGCAAACAGCUUCGGCUUCUCAGAGUCUGGGUUUGGUGGCACUACAGCACCUUACGAUGUGACAAUGACGCUGGGAUUCGAGCCUAGCUACGGCGAGUGUCAGCCGGAUUUGUUUCUUGACUCCUUCAUGCCUCUUCAAACCGAUUGGAACAUGCCCGAUCCUGGUUGCUAUUGA